AACGGCCAAACGUCUGGUGGCUGGGUGCCGCCCCUGCUGGACAGACAAGGAGGAAUGCAGGUCGCGACGCUAAUUACUGGGGAAUGUCCCACAGGCCAACCAACGCUGUCAGGUUCAGGUUUCUGUCUUGGGCAGCCUCCUUUGUACCUUCCGUUGGCCGGUCGGGCAGGGGCGGGACCUGAGCCUUUUACUUCCGGAUCCCACAGCUUAGACACCGGAAGCCGGAAGUGAGAAAUUGGCAGCGGGAGAAGGGAAGGGCUACAGCGGAACCCGGAUUUUCUCGGAGGCCGGGGGUCCGAGGAACGCUCGGGGCCCGCUGUUGCCGCCCUUCUCACGUCGGACCGACUCAGCUGACAGGUGUGGCCCUCUUCCGAAGACAGGGUAUCAUCGGUGGGCGUUCUGCCGCCUCCGAUACCGCCCCCGCCCCCCCCGGAUGACCAGGCUUCUCCCUCUUGUUCGGUCCGGCCGGGUUCUGCUGCGCACUUCCAGAACACCGGUGGAGGCAGGCCGAUUGAGGACUCAGGCCCUGACGUGUUGGAUGAGCAGGCCCCCCUGGAAGAGUCCACUGUGUGAGAUGGUGCAGCCGAGUGGUGGCCCAGCAGGGGACCAGGACAUGCUGGGUGAAGAGUCUUCUCUGGGGAAGCCAACCAUGCUCCACGUGCCUUCAGAGCAGGGCACCCCUGAGACCUUCCAGCGCUGUCUGGAGGAGAAUCAAGAGCUCCGAGACGCCAUCCGCCAGAGCAACCAGAUGCUGCGCGAGCGCUGUGAGGAGCUGCAACGUUUCCAGGGCAGCCAGAGGGAGGAGAAGGCCUUCCUCAUGCAGAAGUUCCAGGAGGCCCGGGACUUGGUGGUGAGGCUGAGCCUGGAGAAGCGUGAACUGCGCCAGCAGAGGGAGCAGGCCCUGAAGGAGGUGGAGUGCCUGAAGACAUGCCAGCAGAUGGCUGAGGACAAGGCCUCAGUGAAAGCCCAGGUGACAUCCUUGCUGGGGGAGCUGCAGGAGAGCCAGAGUCGCUUGGAGGCUGCCACUAAGGAGCGCCAGGCUUUGGAGAGCAGGGCCCGGGCGGCCAGCGAGCAGGCCCGGCAGCUGGAGAGCGAGCGGGAGGCCCUGCAGCAGCGGCACAGCGUGCAGGUGGACCAGCUGCGCCUGCAGAACCAGAACAUGGAGGCUGCCCUGCGCAUGGAGCGCCAGGCCGCCUCAGAGGAGAAGCGGAAGCUGGCCCAGCUACAGGUGGCCUAUCACCAGCUCUUCCAAGAGUAUGACAACCACAUCAAGAGCAGCAUGGUGAGCAGUGAGCGGAACCGAGGACUGCAGCUGGAAGAUCUCAAGCAGCAGCUCCAGCAGGCCGAGGAGGCCCUGGUAGCCAAACAGGAAGUGAUCGACAAGCUGAAGGAGGAGGCGGAACAGCACAAGAUCGUGAUGGAGACUGUCCCGGUGCUAAAAGCCCAGGCGGAUAUCUACAAGGCGGACUUCCAGGCUGAGAGGCAGGCCCGGGAGAAGCUGGCUGAGAAGAAGGAAUUCCUACAAGAACAGCUGGAGCAGCUGCAGAGGGAAUACAGCAGGCUGAAGACCAGCUGUCAGGAGUCAGCCAGGAUUGAAGACAUGAGGAAACGGCACGUUGAGGUCUCCCAGCCCCCCUUAGCCCCUGCCCCAGCUCAUCACUCCUUUCACCUGACCCUGCCCAGCCAGAGGAGAAGCCCCCCUGACGAGCCGCCCAACUUCUGCUGCCCCAAGUGUCAGUAUCAGGCUCCUGACAUGGACACCCUGCAGAUACACGUCAUGGAGUGCAUCGAGUAGGGCUGCAGGCCGCCAGGCAGCCCAGGACUGUGCUCUCUGCUGCUUUCCUCUCCUGUCUGCCUGGGCCUGAACUAGGGGCAGCUGACACAGAGUGGGCGCCCUCUCUGAGCCCCAAGACCUAGCAACAGGGCCCCAUGCUUCUACACCCUCGUCCACAGGUUCACUUCACUUAGGGCAACACGGAGCCCCAGUGUGGCUCACCACUGUGCCCUUUUGAUUCGUUCUGUCUGCCUGAGCUGCUUGGCUCUGGGGUUCACACUUUUUCCACCUUUGCUGGGAAGGUCACAAGCCACAGCUGGAGCUCCUGGACACCGGCUUCCCAGGCUGAGGUGGGCAGAGCCUUCCUCCCAGCCACCUGGCCCAGUGUCCGGGGCGCAGGUCUUGUAAGCUGGGUGCUGUUCCCUUGGCAGCUGCAGCACAUGGGACUGACACUGUCUGCUACUAAUGGACAUCGGGGUUAUCGCUGUGGUACAAAAUCCUUGUGCAUCUCUCAUACGUACCUUGGGUUGGAUCCUUCAAAGCAGCACCAUUGAGUAUCCAUGGGGCUAGACAGCGCUGGGGCCCCUACCCUGGUGUGCCUUCCUGCUCUCCCCACCGCUCUGCCAUGAAUGAUGGGUGUCCAAGAGUGAGCUCCUCUCAGUUAAGAGUGAGCUUGACUUAGCUCUUCAGAGCUUGAAGGGUCCUUUUCAGUUCUGGUAUAAAUUGCCUGCUUGGAUUUUUUUUACCUA
Molecule: messenger RNA, 2523 nt
Organism: Cervus elaphus (red deer)
Lineage: Eukaryota; Metazoa; Chordata; Mammalia; Artiodactyla; Cervidae
Gene: IKBKG
Product: inhibitor of nuclear factor kappa B kinase regulatory subunit gamma
Exons: 10
Coding region: 434-1795 (453 amino acids)
Biological process (GO): positive regulation of canonical NF-kappaB signal transduction
Cellular component (GO): nucleus; cytoplasm; IkappaB kinase complex
Molecular function (GO): K63-linked polyubiquitin modification-dependent protein binding
Source: RefSeq, a predicted model, not a curated record